Tupaia belangeri chinensis (Chinese tree shrew) is the source of this 5048-nucleotide messenger RNA. RefSeq names its product non-SMC condensin I complex subunit G (gene NCAPG). Gene Ontology annotation, biological process: mitotic chromosome condensation. The record is from RefSeq and is a predicted model, not a curated record. The transcript has 22 exons. Lineage: Eukaryota; Metazoa; Chordata; Mammalia; Scandentia; Tupaiidae. Bases 1 to 3138 code for a protein of 1045 amino acids. Gene Ontology annotation, cellular component: condensed chromosome; cytoplasm; condensin complex.
AUGCGGUUUGGGGUCGUGGUUGAAAAGCAUUCCUGUUGCCCCGGUGCGGAACGCGAGUGGAAGAUUCGAGGGUAUCGGGACAGAUCCGAGGACCCCACAGUGGCGAGUUCAUGCCCUGCUCGCAGGCAGAGCCGGGUACGGUGGAGAGAAGCGGGCACCUGCAUCUCCCUUCCGCUGGCUCGGAUAACGGGAGUGCGCUGGACGGAUAAUAAAGAAGUUUUCCACGAGGAGUUCGUUCAUUGCCUCAAGUACGCUAUGGUCGUCUAUAAACGUGAGCCGGCGGUGGAGAGGGUGGUGGAGUUUGCAGCCAAGUUCGUGACUUCCUUUCACCAGUCCGCUGAGGAAGACGAGGAGGAAGAGGACGACGGCGGCAUUUUAAAUUAUUUGAUUACUUUUCUCUUAGAGUCUCAUGAAGCCAACAGUAAUGCAGUCAGAUUUAGAGCUUGCCAAAUGGUCAACAAGCUUCUGAGGAGUAUGCCAGAGAACGCCCAGAUCGACGACGACCUGUUUGACAGAAUUAAUGAAGCCAUGCUUGUUCGGCUGAGGGACAAGAUUCCCAACGUGAGGAUUCAGGCAGUGCUGGCUCUUUCCCGACUUCAGGACCCCAAGGACGAUGAGUGCCCUGUGGUUAAUGCAUAUGCCACCUUCAUUGAAAAUGAUUCAAACCCAGAAGUCAGGCGGGCAGUGUUGUCAUGUAUUGUACCAUCAGCAAAGACUUUGCCGAAGAUCGUAGGGCGUACCAAGGACGUGAAGGAGGCUGUCCGAAAGCUGGCUUAUCAGGUUUUAGCUGAAAAGGUUCACAUGCGAGCUUUGUCUAUUGCUCAGAGAGUGAUGCUCCUUCAGCAGGGUCUGAGUGACAGAUCAGAUGCUGUGAGACAGGCCGUGCAGAAGCAUCUCCUCCAGGCCUGGCUGCGCCUGGCUGACGGCAGCGUGCUGCAGCUGCUGCACUGGCUGGACGUGGAGCACUCCGCGGAGGUGGCCGUCUCCGUCCUCAGCGCCUUGUUUGCUGUGACUCCUCUCCGCGAGCUGGUGGCCGUCUGCAAGGGCGGCGGCGACGGCAGGAAAUUGAUUCCAGUGGAAAUGUUAACUCCAGAAAUUGCUUUGUACUGGCGUGUUCUUUGUGAAUAUCUGAAAUCCAAAGGAGACGAAGGCGAAGCAUUGUUAGAGGAGAUUUUGCCAGAACCUGUGGUGUAUGCGGAGUAUUUACUGAGUUACAUCCAGAGCAUUCCCGUUGUUAAUGAAGAACAGAAAGGUGAUUUUUCCUAUAUUGGACAUUUGAUGACCAAAGAGUUCAUAGGUCAGCAAUUGAUUCUGAUUAUCAAGUCCUUGGAUACCAGCGAAGAAGGCGGGAGGAAGCGACUGCUGGCUAUUUUACAGGAGGUUCUUACGCUGCCCACAACUCCGAUAUCUCUAGUUUCUUUCCUCGUGGAGAGACUGCUCCAUAUCAUUACAGAUGAUAACCAGAGAACACAGAUUAUCACAGAAAUCAUCUCAGAGAUUCGGGCACCCAUAGUUACUGUCGGCGUUGACGACCCAGCUGAUGCACGGAGGAGGGAGCUCAAGAUGGCUGAGAUUAAAGUUAAACUCAUUGAAGCAAAAGAAGCUCUGGAGAACUGUGUUGCCUUACAGGAUUUUAACCAGGCAUCAAGAUUAAAAGAAGAAAUCAGUGCAUUAGAAGAUGCCAAAAUGAAUCUGUUGAAAGAGACAGAACAGCUUGAAAUUAAAGAAGUCCACAUAGAGAAGAAUGACGUGGAAACGCUACAGAAGUGUCUUGUUUUGUGCUAUGAGCUGUUGAAGCAGAUGUCCAUUUCAACUGGCAUCGGGGCGACGAUGAAUGGGAUCAUCGAGUCUUUGAUUCUCCCUGGGAUAAUCAGUGUCCAUCCCGUAGUGAGAAACCUGGCUGUCCUCUGUUUGGGAUGCUGCGGGCUGCAGAAUCAGGAUUUUGCAAGCAAACACUUCCUAUUACUCUUACAGGUUUUGCAGAUUGAUGACAUCACAAUAAAAAUAAGCGCGUUAAAGGCCAUCUUUGACCAGCUGAUGAUGUUUGGGACUGAGCCAUUUAAAACGAAAAAACUCCAGGCCUUUCAAUGUGAAGGUUCAGAAAUAGACAGUGAAGAUGAGCGAGAGUUGGAGGAAGUCGAAGAGGCUGCUACAGCUAAGAACAUCCUGAAACUCCUUUCUGAUUUCUUAGAUAGUGAGGUGUCUGAGCUCAGGACGAGCGUUGCGGAAGGACUGGCCAAGCUGAUGUUUUCUGGGCUCCUGGUCAGCAGCAGACUCCUUUCUCGCCUCGUUCUGUUGUGGUACAACCCCGUGACUGAGGAGGACGUGCACCUGCGGCACUGCCUGGGCGUGUUCUUCCCCAUGUUUGCAUACGCGAGCAGGGCCAACCAGGAGUGCUUUGAGGAAGCCUUCCUCCCAACUCUGCGGACGCUGGCCAGCGCCCCUGCCUCCUCCCCGCUAGCUGACGUGGACGUCAUGAAUGUUGCGGAGUUACUUGUAGAUCUGACAAGACCAAGUGGCUUAAACCCUCAGGCCAAGAACUCACAAGAUUACCAGGCUUUUACAGUACAUGACAAUUUGGCUAUAAAAAUCUGCAAUGCGAUCUUAGCAAGUCCAUGUUCACCAGAAAUUCGGGUCUAUACAAAAGCCUUGAGUUCCUUAGAACUCAGUAGCAGUUUUGGAAAAGAUCUUCUAGUGCUGUUGAAUAAGAUGCUGCAGCAAGUAAAAGACAGGACAUGCCUGAGAGCUUUGGAGAAAAUCAAGGCUCAGUUAGAGAAAGGAGAUGAAGAGUGUGGUGACCACGCCGGAGCGGCAGAGGGGGCCAGCACGGCCGCGGCUGCUUGUCCCGGGGCAGACGAAAAGAAUAACGAGGUGUACAUGACUCCUGUGAGGGGCGCAGAAGUCACACGAGCGUCACGGUCUGCUCGGCAGAAGACCAACAGAGGACGGAAAAAGAGGACAGCUUCAGCCAGGACGGAUGGGACACACACGACGGCUGAGGCUGACUCAGAAAGCGAUCAUGAUGUUCCAGAGCCCGAAUCCGAAAUGAAGAUGAGAUUACCAAGAAGAGCUAAAACAGCUGCGCUGGGGAGAAGUAAACUCCACCUUGCACAGCUUCUCAGUGAAGAUAGGGAUUAGAUGGUGGAGGUGGCACCCUUCAAAAUCACUCGGUUGCUUUAAUAAAGUUAGCCUUGUGUCAGAAUCAGGAAAGCCUGGUGUCUUUCCGACAUGUGAUUCCAUGUCACUUUGGCUCACGCUAGUGCAUCACAACAGUGUCUGUCUGCAGCCCAAGGACCGUCUGUUGGUCACAGAAUCACCCGAAUCCCAGGGGUCCAGGGAGUCUGCACAGUAAAUAGGACCCCCAGUGUUUAUGAAUGCUCCUUUCGGAAUCGUGGCACCGCGGAAAGCUCAAGCAAUGAGCUAGCAGCUCCCACGUGCAACUUCGGUAGCAGCUCCAGCACGUGAAUGUGCCCAGAACACGGACACGCUAGAUCAAGAGCAGGCGCAGCACCAGAUGGACAGGAAGGGGGCUCCUUGCUGGCGAUAGUGGAGCACUCACCGUCCUGGUCCACUGGUCAUCUUGACGAUCUCGCCUCGGGACUCCUGCGCCAAGAACACAAGGGUACGGCCAUCUUCAGGGUCACUUCCUCCCCAGUCUGUGCGUGCUCCCUGGAGUGGGCCCUUUCUGGGUCCCACCACCGGAAGGUACUUCCUAAGUUUUUGGCAUAAUAAAAUAAUAAAUACUAUGGAUAAUAAUUAAUAAUUGGGGGAAGAAUGUGCUAUGAAGUGCUCUCUACUAAGUGGGAGGAGUUCCUGUCAAUUUCAGUUAUCUUGAGUCUGACACUUGCCUGAUGUACAAAACCUAAACAAUGUGAAAACAGUCCUCUGAUACCCCGAAACACCUUUUAUUCUUAUCCCUUUAUGUAUUCAGAACAGACAUGUCCUACUAUGGAUCUGUUUUAAUAAUAAUUGUGCUUUCUUUAGUUUUUUAACCAAAGGCCAUUUACCUAAUUUUCUGAGAGCUGAAGUAAGACCGUGGGUUUUUAAGACCAGACGGCUGUGCUAUGUACGUCCAUGUGCUUUGUAGAGCUCAGGACUGUAAACGAGUCACUUACAGAAGCAGGGAAGGGAAAGGCAGAGACGGUAGUGAUCUAUACAUCAAUGAAAGACAUGACUGGUCUUCACUGUAUUGGCUUGGUGUCUUAUCCUAUGCUGCAGGUUUCUUAUGGGGUUGUCUUUGUUAAAUCCCUGUCGUUUUAAGAAGAAUUUUUGAGGGGGUAAAGAGAAAGAAGGACUGAAAGGUACACAGAAUGUGCUAUAAGGAGAGGUCUUUGGAAAUCAGUGAACUGAAAUCCCAUUGGUAUGUGGCCAGGCUAUCCAAACGUUUCCCCGUUCUUAUAAGUACCACCAUAGUGACGCUUGCUUUCUCUGAUACGGGAAAAUAAAUUUAAGCACCAAAUCUUCCGUAUUCUUACUCUUCAAGUUUUAUACACGAUUCUGUAGCCACUGCUGAAGCUAUGCUUUGCAGUAUUAAAGGUAAGGAAUAUUAUCCUUCUAAAAGACAUCUCGUUAAACUUUAAAUAAAUGGUUAAAAUACUAUAAAACCAGCAGAUGUAAAUCCAUUUACCAUUUUUCAGAACGGGUAACUUAAGAAACCAAACAAUUCUACCAAGAGGCACAGGUAUUUGAGUAAACGUGCAAGUGUGCCUUGUCCUUACAGCCACAGACUAGGUCUAAAAUACAGAGAACUGGGGUCCCGGUUAUCUUGGGGAUGGAAGCAUGCUGUUUGAUGACAAACUGGUGGUGCUGGGUUCUUUAUACAUACAUAACUUUGAAAGAGACAGUCUAGAGAUUCUUCUGCCAUUUCUUUGACCGAUUUGCUUCGAGGUAGUUGGUAUCCACCUGCUAGACAGCUGUUCACGGGUCAAGUCGUCACCACAGUCUUUACAAUACCAGCUUUCUAAGUCACACGAUGUGCCAGAUAUUGAAACUUGGUGUACAGAAACAAAAAGUGGGACAAUCAUGUAUUUUAACUUAGGGCAUAAAAA